CUAGCACAAUACUCCAGACACGAGUUAAUGAAUUAUUCUAUAUAAAUUCGGUUAUAGGUAUUAAUUUAAAAUGAACAUUAUUUCGGUGUUUGUGUUGAUAUUUCUCCGUAUUACAGAAGCAGCAGAUGUACAUAUAUUUGUUAGCACACAAGGCUCAGAUCAAAAUAACGGACUAACCACAACCUCUGCAGUUCAAACAAUACAUCAUGCUCUGGUACUUGCAGGGAAAAUCACUGUCCAUACAACAGUAUAUGUGGAGCUAAUGACUGGAUAUCACGACCUGGCCAGUACUCUCGUUGUCAGAAGAAACAAUAUUAUAAUAAGAGCUUACAACGAUGAAGAAGUUCACGUGACUGGAGGUCAACGCGUUCCUAUCUCUCUGUUCAAGAAAGUCACAGAUCAAGCAAUUCUAUCAAGACUGCCAUCAGAGUCUCGGGCGCACAUUCGUGUAGCACAUCUACCUGAUAUUGGUAUAACAAACUAUGGCAAGAUGGAUUGUUAUGGAGGCUGGAAAUAUAGUGAUAUGCCGCUAGAGUUAUUUUACAACGGGAGCCCUUUGCAACUCUCUCAGUGGCCUGAUGAGGGGUUCAUCAAUAUUGUAGAAAUUCCCGAUGGUAAAGACGGGCUUAGAUUUCGGUAUAAUUCGACAGUCCCACAAACGUGGCACAACGAAACUGAUCCAUGGGUUUAUGGAUAUUGGUUUUGGAGCUGGAAUGACAGAUCUGCUAAAGUGAAAUCUUUGGAUGCAUCAACUCGAACUGUAACAUUGGCUGAAAAGAUAAAUUAUGGUCUCACAAUAGGUCACUGGGAUGAUCCCUCAUCGGGUUUCAGGAAACAGGGCGGCUACUUUAAGUUCAUCAACAUACUAAGUGCGUUGAAUAAGCCUGGAGAGUACUACAUAGACAGAGAGAAUGGCAAUGCUUAUGUUUGGCUUCCAAAUGCUGAUGGAAAUGCAAAGACAACAGAUAUCAUCUACGCUUCUACAAUCAGCACUUGCAUACUAAUUAAUAAAGGUGUCCGGCAAAUAACACUGGAGGGGUUUACACUGGAAGCUUGCAGAGGGUUUGGAAUACAAGGAAACAGUUUACACAACAUACAGUUAUCAAAGUUAGAAAUAAAAAACACUGGUCAAACGGCUGUAAAGUUUAGUGGUGACUCCCGAGAUUGUUCUAUCAAUAGAUGCCUCAUACAUGAUACAAAUGGUGGACUCUUAAUUUACGGUGGAAGUAGAUAUUCACUGCAGUCAUCGGGACAUACAAUAGAGAACAAUGAGAUAUAUGACUACUCGAGAACUCGUGCAAUUGGGAGUGACGGUAUAAAGGCGAUAGGUGUUGGUCACGUGAUAAGAUACAAUCACGUGUAUUUCGGACAGUAUACCGCUGUUUGGUAUUCGGGUAACGAUAUCCUGAUGGAAUACAAUCUACUUAAUCACAACUGCCUUAAUGCAUCAGAUUGUGGAGCUUUUCAUACUGGUCGUGACUGGACCACUCGUGGCAAUAUAAUACGCUACAACAUUGUGCACCAUACAUUGAGACUUGUACCUGGGGCUGACGUCAGGGGAGUGAUGUUAGACGACCAAUCCUCAAGCACCCGAAUAACAAACAACGUUUUCUAUAACAACCACGUUCAUGCAAACAUUGGAGGAGGGCGAUAUAAUAUCAUUUCCAACAAUGUGAUGUAUAAUGCCACUGGCCAUAGUAUACAAGUAGACAACAGGGGGACAGCACAUACCAAUGAUCAAUAUCUCAUACAACGGCUUCAUGCUGUACCUUACAACAGCUCUUUAUGGUUACUGCGAUAUCCAGAAUUACAAUAUCUCAAUUUAAAAAAUGCCAGUUUACCAGAGGGGAACCAGAUCGUAAAGAAUUUGGUGUACAAUGCUCAACACCAAGAGUACGUGUAUAGAUAUAGCAAUGCUUAUAUUAAGCCUAACUUCUUCAACAUAUCAGAAACAGGAUUUUCACUAGGAAAAACAGAUCAUUUCGAUGUUGACAAGGGUGAUUAUAGACUAAAAUGUUAUGCUGCCGAAUGGGCAAACCAUGUGAAUUUCGAACAGGUUCCUUCACCGAAUGAUGUAGGCCCAAGAUUGUCAGUUGGACCAACAUACAUCAAAAGAAAACUCUCUCACAUGGUAAAUCUGACGUCAAUCUCGCACGUGUGCAGUACACAUCGUCCGGUAACAACAGCACCGGUAUCAGCAUAUCUACCAGAUGGAUCACGACAUAAUGAUCUGUUUAAUGUAUCGGAAGAAGGGUGUUGGUUAAGUGUUUCUAGUUGCACAGAUCAUCCUACAGCAGUAGGAACAUACAGGGACAUAUAUGGAGAACAACAUGGACAUGCUGCUGAUAAUGAGACAAUGUGUUUUCACAGAGCGGUAGCUCAAUGGCAAUAUUGUGGGUCGCAUAAAAAUGAACAAGUUGCUGCCAUUUACGGUCCCUCAGGUGCAACAAGAUUAGCAGGGGAUGGUUGUUUUAUGGCAAAGUAUGGCUGCCCCAAACACGGCGGGCCAACAGACGGCCAUGUCCUCCACACUGGAAAUAUAUUCCGUGAUACCUAUGCUGAGCAACAUGGAGCAGCCACUGAUGAAGAAAAGUGUUUGUCCCGAGCAAUUGCUCAGUGGGUAUAUUGUGGAUCUAGCAGUAAUCAUCCGAUUACUUCAAUAUAUAGACCUACUGGUGCAAUCCGUACAGCCGGUUUUGGUUGCUGGAUGCAUGUGCAGCAUUGUCCAAAACUUCCCGACACAAAACCUAUGUUCUAUGAUGCAUGGGGUGCUGCAAACUAUCAUACAGAUGAUUCAAAGGAUGCUUGUCUCAAUCAAGCGGAAUAUUACUGGACAAAAUGUGGAUCUGAUGACAGAUAUCCAGUUACAGCAUUUUAUAGGUCGUCUACAGCGAGGAAAACUUUCCCAUAAUCUAUCUUUUACAUAUAAUAUAUUUUAACCAAAGCCAA
Molecule: messenger RNA, 2949 nt
Organism: Ruditapes philippinarum (Manila clam)
Lineage: Eukaryota; Metazoa; Mollusca; Bivalvia; Venerida; Veneridae
Exons: 23
Coding region: 71-2911 (946 amino acids)
Source: RefSeq, a predicted model, not a curated record